This is a messenger RNA of Cryptomeria japonica (Japanese cedar), 900 nucleotides long. RefSeq lists its product as uncharacterized. The record is from RefSeq and is a predicted model, not a curated record. The transcript has a single exon. The coding region runs from base 1 to 900 and encodes 299 amino acids. NCBI's taxonomy places the organism in Eukaryota, Viridiplantae, Streptophyta, Pinopsida, Cupressales, Cupressaceae.
AUGGGUGGUGUGGGAUGGAAUAGACAAAGUCAUAGAGAUUUUAGUGCAUUUGUGAUGGAUUCUAGGCUUUUUGAGAUUCCCUUCAGAAUGGGGGAUUUCACCUGGACUAAUAGGAGUGGAAUUUUGAAUAUUGUUGAGUGGCUAGAUAGGUUUUUUAUUACUAGGGAUUGGUCAGAAAGUCAUUGGAACCGUGUUGCUGAAAUCCUACUUAUAACAGGUUCGGAUCAUUAUCCAAUAUGCCUCAAAAUUCAGGAUGAUAGUGCUUCGGACAGAUGUUCGUUUAUGUUUGAAGCUAUGUGGUUAAGGGAUAGUAACAUCAAAAACUUAGUGGAGUGUCGGUGGCAUUAUAUCUUAAAAAAAUCUGGUAACAAAGCUUUUAUAUUUUUUGAGAAGCUACAGUUCUUAAAGGAGCAAUUCAAGAAAUGGAAUAGAGAGUUUUUUAGUAAUAUUUUCAGUGAGAAGCUAGGGAUUGAAGAUGAGUUAAAAAUACUCCAUGAACAAAUCACCAGUCAUGGAAUGGAUGAAGAGGCGUUUAAUAAAGAAAAAGUUCUAUAUAAACGCUACUCUGAAGUAUUAGCCAGAGAGGAAAUCUUUUGGCAACAAAAGUCAAGGGAAACAUGGUUGAAGGAUGGAGACAGAAACACAAAAAUCUAUCACACUUCAGUAAAGGUAAGGAGGACUCGUAACAAGAUCUUUUCAAUUAAUAAUGGUGAAGUUAACCCUAGUGGGGAUCUUCACCAGAUUUUGGAGGUUAUUCCUUCAUGUGUCAAGGAAGAACAUAACAAAAUGCUAAUGGAUCUGGUGUCUUUGAAGGAGGUGAAAAGAGCAGUUUUUGGGCUAGGAUCGGAUAAAUCCCCAAGGCCGGAUGGCUUCCCUGCCCUUUUUUAUCAAUUAUUUUAG